This is a messenger RNA of Triticum dicoccoides, 1911 nucleotides long. RefSeq lists its product as uncharacterized. Lineage: Eukaryota; Viridiplantae; Streptophyta; Magnoliopsida; Poales; Poaceae. The record is from RefSeq and is a predicted model, not a curated record. Gene Ontology annotation, cellular component: photosystem II oxygen evolving complex; photosystem II; U1 snRNP. Gene Ontology annotation, biological process: photosynthesis; mRNA splice site recognition. The coding region runs from base 173 to 733 and encodes 186 amino acids. Gene Ontology annotation, molecular function: calcium ion binding; mRNA binding. The transcript is spliced from 4 exons.
UACGGUUAUACAUCAGCCAUCCACUACCAUAUACAACUCAACCCUUGCCGGUCAUCGACAGGAAGGCCGACUACUCCUUCGUUUACCCUUUCGGAUGGCAGUACUGCUCCAUGAAUCCUCUGCUCUGCUCUGCUCCAUACGCAUGCAUACACUUGGUGACGAUGCUGAAUGAAUGGAUGUGUGUUGGGGGGUGCAGGAGUUGUCUGUGCAAGGGCAGGACAAGGUGUACAAGGACGUGAUCGAGCCGCUGGAGAGCGUCAGCAUCAACAUGAUCCCCACCACCAAGGAAGACAUCCGUGACCUCAGCCCGCCCGACCCCGCCACCCGCGAGUGGACCUCAAGACUACCAUGUACCACGCCGAUGACGUCCUUGACGACUUCCGCUAUGAGGUGCUGCGCCGCCGUGCAACCCAGAUCCACCGUCGUUGCUGCACUGCUCGCAAGCUAUGAAGAAGUAAAAGCAAAGGGGUCGGAGAAUUUCGACAGGGAGCUUGAGGACAUGAUAGACAGGCUCAUCAUGGAGUGCGAGCGGAAAAUCCAGGGGGUGCUCAAACGCCUCACCGACGAGGAUGCCAAGGCUGCUAUCGCAAUAUCUGUCUCCGAGGUCACUCAGUCUGAAGAGGUUGCGCAGUUGUCAAAAGAAAUCAAGGAGAAAAUGAAAGAAGCUGAUAUCUUCGAUUUUGAAGGUAUUGAAGCACAACCUUUGUACCAAACCUGCAAAAUGCUAGUAUAAGAUUCUUAGAUAAGGAGGGCUCCAGGCGCUCAAACAACUUCAACUACAAGCAGGUCCGCGGAUCCUCCUGUGUCCCCCUUUUCUCUGGUUUAUGAUUCCCAACAUUUCCUACCUCCCAUUGGCGAUGCCCGGCUCUGCUUGGGUUCCUGGGAAGUCGUGCCAAUUUGAUGUCAUGUGAUGCUGCUGAUAAGUCUGAAAUUUUGCCAGCCCAAAAUCUAGGCGUCCCAGUUUCGUUGUAGGUACGCUUUUGGUUGUUCCGAGAAAAUGCUCGCUUCUGGGUGUGAGACAAUGGUCUUGCGAUCUUAAUUUUUUGAUCCAGUCGAUUAGGGUCAGAUAUCAUGCCAUGUUGUGAUGUUUGCUUAUUAGGUCUGUGCAUUGAUCUGUUCUUGCUAGAUGUGCAACAACGAAUUAAGAGAUACGAUACUGAUUCCUUUCUUGUUCAAUGUAAAUUUAUUACAUAAACAUGUGGAGGGCACUAUAACUGUAGCAGAGUUGGUCAUAUGGUACUGAUUCCUUUCUUGUUCAAUGUAAAUUUAGUAUGAGGAGAGUUGGUGAUAAACACUUAUGACUUCAUGAAUAACUAAGCAACUGUUAUGCUGAAAAAACACUUCCUGCUGUAGAUUAUUAAUCCAUGAGUAUAUUACGACUCCAUAUACGGCAACCACAUGUCGCAAGAACACCUUGAGACUGCUAUUUGCUAAAUACCUGUUACUUUUGUUAUUCUUUAUUCUAUCUUGUUUUUGGUGAAUUUGGGAGAUCUGUAUCCAUUGUCCUCAACUAAGUCAUUGUAUUAGUUCUUAUUCGUGGUUAGCAUCCUUACUGUAUAUACCCAUGUGUAAACGUGUAAAUGUCAGUUGCCUAUUCAUCCUCAACUAAUCAUGUAUGUCUAUGUACGCCAGGUAAAGGUUUUCAAAUGUUGAAGGAGGACAAUAAGAACUUUUGUGAUGUCUUAUCAUCUAUUUUUUUCUUUGCUGUAGAAUAGUUUUGUUCGGCACUUAUUGGUUCCUUGGAUGUGAAGAUAUGUACUGCUAGAAUGAAUGGUUGUAAUAUUAGAAAUAUUAUAUUUUGGGCUAUGAUACCAUUCACAUUGCUUUGAAAAUGUAUCGGAACUGGGCUAGGCCCAAGAUAGCGUGUAGUGUGAUGUGUUGUAAUUUCAAUGGCAUAAUAAAUUUUUUGAA